Messenger RNA from Balearica regulorum gibbericeps (East African grey crowned-crane), 515 nucleotides. The record is from RefSeq and is a predicted model, not a curated record. NCBI's taxonomy places the organism in Eukaryota, Metazoa, Chordata, Aves, Gruiformes, Gruidae.
GUGGUUUCCCUUGAAGACUCGGGAAGAGGGAAUGCUUGGCGCCUGGAACAGCUGCUGAUGCAAGUGAAGAUUGGCUUUGGAAGUCUACUCUUUGGGUUCAUUAUUGUUUGCUGGAGAAUGUGGUCAGCAUCAGCACCCCAGUCUGAUGAAGGCUCUGACAUUGAUUCGGAACCAGAUUUACCUUUAAAAAGAAAGCAGCGUCGUAGCAGGACAACCUUCACGGCAGAGCAACUGGAAGAGCUGGAAAGAGCUUUCGAGAGGACGCACUACCCUGAUAUUUAUACUAGGGAAGAACUUGCGCAAAGAGCCAAACUCACAGAGGCUCGUGUCCAGGUCUGGUUUAGUAACCGUCGCGCUAGAUGGAGGAAACAGGCAGGAGCCAAUCAACUGAUGGCUUUCAACCAUCUGAUCCCAGGAGGAUUUCCACCCAGUGCCAUGCCAACUUUGCCGACGUACCAGCUCUCUGAGCCCUCCUAUCAACCCACCUCCAUACCGCAAGGUACGGUAGCCAACAG